Messenger RNA from Fusarium pseudograminearum CS3096, 2211 nucleotides. RefSeq lists its product as uncharacterized. Gene Ontology annotation, molecular function: nitronate monooxygenase activity. Lineage: Eukaryota; Fungi; Ascomycota; Sordariomycetes; Hypocreales; Nectriaceae. The transcript has 5 exons. The coding region runs from base 1 to 2211 and encodes 736 amino acids. The record is from RefSeq and is a predicted model, not a curated record.
AUGCCCGUGCCCUCAUCUACCCGAGCAUGGUCUGUCACUGGUGUUCACCAAGACAGCUUUGCUGGCCUGGAGCUUGCCGAAAAUGUUCCCGUUCCUCAGCUAUGCGAACAUGAUGUGCUUGUUGAAGUUCAAGCCGUAUCUCUUAAUUAUCGCGACCUUGCCAUUCCCAAGGGUCUUUAUCCGUUUGCCAUGAAGACUCCUGUUAUUGCUGGUUCUGAUGGUGCUGGCAAAGUGCUGGCUGUUGGCUCCAAGGUUAUUGAUUUCGCCGUCGGCGACAGCGUCUGUACCCUUUUCAAUGAGCUUCAUCAGAACAACCCUAUCACCCCUGAGGCUGUAGGCAGUGGUCUUGGCGGUGCAGUUGAUGGCACACUCCGCAAAUACGCUGUCUUCCCCGAUCACGGCCUCGUUCAGGCUCCUUCUUCUCUCAACGCUAUUGAGGCUAGCACCCUGACCUGCGCUCCUCUCACCGCAUGGAACGCUCUAUACGGUGUUCAGUCCAAGGCCAUCAAAGCUGGCGAUUGGGUCCUGACCCAGGGCACCGGUGGCGUUAGUUUGGCUGCUAUUCAGUUUGCUGCCGCCGCUGGUGCUACCGUCGUUUCCACUACUUCCUCCAACGAUAAGGCUGAGGCUUUGAAGAAUCUUGGUGCUAGCCAUGUUCUGAACUACCGCGAAGACCCUAACUGGGGGGAGUCUGCCCGUGCCCUGACUCCUAAGGGUCUCGGUUUCGACCAUAUUUUGGAGAUUGGCGGUGCUGCCACUGUUGCCCAGUCCCUCAAGGCUAUCAAGCUGGAGGGACUUAUCACGAUUAUUGGAUUUCUUACAUCCGCUGACAGCGAUAAACAGCCUCCUCUGAUGGAUGCGCUGAACCAUAUUUGUAUGGUGCGAGGUGUUUUCGUCGGUUCUAAGCAGCAGUUCGUUGAGAUGAACCGGGCCAUUGACUCGGCCAAGAUUCAUCCUGUUGUCGAUAGCAAGAUCUUCUCCUUCGAUGACGCCCAGGCUGCUUACGAGUGGGCUCAGGGAAUUCGACAUGUUUCUCCUCAAACCAAGAUCUGGAUCCAGCUUGGAGAUAUGUCUUCUGCAUUAGAAGCUGCUAAGAUCUGUCAACCAGACGCCUUGGUUCUGCAGGGUAGUGAUGCCGGUGGCCAUGGACAUGCUCACGGCGCAAGUCUCAUCACUCUCAUUCCCGAAGUCGUUGACGCCCUAGAAAAUGAGGGUAUUGCUAAUAUUCCGCUGAUCGCAGCCGGUGGUAUCAUGGAUGGUAGAAGCGCUGCAGCAGCGGUGAUGCUUGGAGCCUCAGGUGUGGUUAUGGGAACAAGAUAUCUCGGCGCCAAAGAAGCCAACUUUGAUGCCAAUGUUCGCGAAGCAGUCUUUUCAACUACCGAUGCUGGAAAGGCUACUGUACGGUCACGAUUGUUUGACGACAUCUGGGACGGAACUUCUGGCCUGAAGACCGCCAAUCUAACAUUUUCCGGACCUGCAAGCUUUUUACGAACGCCAGUCACGGUACCACGAAGGAUGCAGGAUUCAGAACAUUCGUUCCUGCCAGACGUCGACUCGCUAGGGUUGUACGGGCAGCAGGCCCUCCGCGAGCCCAAUGUGGUCGGCAAUGGCACCAGCCUUGCUGCCGUCGCAGCAGCCGCAUGGCGUGUUUCAACUGCCGUUCAGCGAGGCAUCGAUGUGAUCGCCUGGAUCCAUGCCCUUGAAGCUCACGCUGCGCUUCACAUAACCAACCGUGUAGUUAUCCAUCCAUUUCUCACCGUGGGCGCAAGCCGGGAAGCUCUAAGUGAGAACUCCAACUUUUCCGAAACCUCGCAGAGCCGAGUAUCCCUCGCUGCUAACCCCUCCGAUAGCAAACCGGAUACGGUUGAGAAGCUCUUGUUGCGCAUCAGCGAGAGCCCGGUGGGUGACCAAGUAGUCCAAGCCAUUCUGAACUCGGCAGCGGCAGCCUCGUCCACAUCUCCGGCAACAGUGCCAACAACUCACCAGAGCGUUCCGCAUGAAUCAUCGCGCAUUUCGGAGUCUACGACGACAGAACAACUUACCUUACCUGAUGGGCCUUGCCAGACACGUUGCACCCAUGCUACGGAGCCCAAGGCUCAACCGUCGACAGUGUCUCCUCUUGAUAUCCUCGCGGUUGCGGUUGACGCAGUCAGUGCACCCACUGACUCUGACUCUGAGCAUCCAACCCUCACAUCGCCGUCACACUCAUAA